Messenger RNA from Portunus trituberculatus (swimming crab), 3387 nucleotides. Its product is annotated as probable glutamate receptor. Gene Ontology annotation, molecular function: glutamate-gated receptor activity. The record is from RefSeq and is a predicted model, not a curated record. Lineage: Eukaryota; Metazoa; Arthropoda; Malacostraca; Decapoda; Portunidae. Gene Ontology annotation, cellular component: membrane. The transcript is spliced from 13 exons. The coding region runs from base 718 to 2829 and encodes 703 amino acids.
CUCCAGACGUUUUGCUGUGACCUGCAGCAAUAUUUCCGCUUCUAGUUCUAACCAUGGUACUUCUUGAUAUUACUUCUGGUCAAUAACACUUGUACGUGAUCAGUUUUCUUAAAAUUAAAGGUUAAUUUUUAAAGAUAUCGUACUUCCAUUUUUCCUCUUCAUAUAUGAUAAGUUAACUCAGUAAGUUGCCGCAGCACCGAUCCAGGACUGCUUGGUCUUGCGGCACACCGAUUUCAUGAGGGAAAUCCAAACUUUUCUGUUAAUGUUCUAAAAUGUAAAGACAGAACCAUGAUAGCAGACAGAUCUUCCUCCAUUCUUCACCUCGUCAUUAUCCCUACUACUGCUGCUACUAUUACAGCAACUACUAUUACUGUUAUCAUUAUUAUUAUUACUAUUAUUAUUAUUAAUAUUGUUAUUAUCAUCAUUAUUAUUAUCAUUAACAUAUGUGCACUGACUAUGACGGCAGUGCGUAACGUUUAGAAAACGAAGAGGGAAUGUUUUCCUUUUGUUUGAAAUAAAGGACAAAAUAUUCUUCUAUUAUCUGAUUAUCCUAAACUUUUUUUAAUUUUACUGUGAAAUUCCUGAAAUCAUGAGAAGUUUUGACUUUUGAAACACCAAGACAAAAGCGUCAAGCAUCCGUGGUAUUCAUACACUCGCAACGUUCUUUAUUUAAUAAGUGUAUGUGAAAAGAAAUUCCUGAGAUGCUAUGGUUUCCAGAUGCACCUGAUCAUCGAAACUCUGCUGUGCCUCCUUCUGUCCGCUGAGCUGGUGUGGAUGAACACCAACAUAUAUCCUUCAGGCAACAAGGACUGGUUCCACCGCACUGCCGGAGCUUUGGAGGCCGUGUUAUCGCAGACCUCCAACAACGAUAUGACCUUGGUGGCACUCACGGACGGACGAAUACCGCAUCGCAGCAUCGAGCGUAUGCUACAAGCGCUAGUAUCGAGAGGUGUGUGCGUCUUCCAAGCCGAAAUGGACGGUGAGAUUACAAACGCGACGCACGCAAGGCUAUCACACACCAUCGAGAAGGCCAGGCAGAUACGCGUGAGGUCACUGUCAGUCACUAUGGCGGUGGUGAGCCAAAAUCCUGCCUUCCUCGCUGCCUUCGCCGAGCUAUCACUCACGGGCCGCCUACAGAUGUGGUCCACGAGGGUCAUCAUCCACACCAGUCUGCCUCUCAGAGUGUUGACCGGCAUGCACAAACUCCUCUCCACCAGAAACUGCAUGUUACUCCUUGCUAAUGAGCUGUACGUAUAUACUAAAAAACUUACCACUCAUUUUCUUUGUACAGUACUGGAUCAAAAGUUCUUAAUUCAUCGAAAAAAAAAAUCCCACGUGAACAUCUAUGCCCAGCUUCCCUACACUGCUGAGGACAGCCUGCCCUUGACGGUGGCCGCCUGGAAUCCCCUUAAAGGCCUCACGCUUGUCUCUUAUCUCUCACUCUUCCCUGAAAAGUACCACAGGUUGGUAAACAACGGCACGCUUUUGUCAAGUUAUUAUCUGGUGACGGAGAUGGACAGGGACAGUAUUGAGUGGUCACUGCCUUUAUGUGAAGCACUUCUGAGUUUCAGAUUCCCCACAGCCCCACACUUGACAGUCACGGUGGAACUCUUGCCUCACCACACCUUUUCCUGGACCGAAGACGUGGCUGCCCCGGGGGGAAGGCGACUCGUCUUCACGGGCACGAUGGACAAGACCGUCAGAUACUUCUCAAAAGCCAUGAAUUUCACGUACACGUACGCUCGUUCCCCUGAGAAGACUUUCGGCACGCGAUUGCCUGACGGGUACUGGACAGGCAUGAUGGGUAUGGUAGUACGGGAGGAAGCAGACUUCGGCACUGGGCCUUUCAUACUGAACAAAGCACGCUAUGACGCGGCAGACGUCACCUCGACUAUCUGGAUGGACAAUAUGAGGAUUGUGAGCGGCAUGGGAAGCCCCGAGGUGGACCCGUGGGGCUUCCUGUUUCCCCUUAGGCCCAUGGUGUGGAUGGCUCUCAUCACAACAUUCUUCGGCAUCAUGGCUGUCACCGAACUGCUGUCUCUCUUCAACCUCAAUGUUCAUGCAACGACGAACGCCUUCAGUGUAGUGCGCAUCCUCCUGCAGCAAGAUGAGUAUACAUGUAACAAAAGAUGGGUUUGGGAGCGUCUGGUGCUGGGGCUGUGGAUGCUGACCACGCUGGUGCUGACCAAGAGCUACGCGGGUAACCUCAUGUCCCUGCUGGCGGUGAAGUAUGUGCCGCAGCCCUUCCAAACAUUGAGGGACGUGCUGGACAACAAUGAAAUCAUAUCCAUUUGGCAAAGAUACUCCUCAAAUGAACAGUUCAUUCGUGAGGUUCAAUCUGGUAUUUACUACGAGGUGGCAAUGCUCGAAAAGGAGGAUCGUCUUAAAUUCCGCACUCAAGGGGAGUUCCCAGAGAGCCUGCGGACAUUGGUGCGACCCGGACACCACAUCCUGGUAGACGCGGGGGUCACCGUCAGGAACCUCAUAGCGCAGCAGUUCUCCUUGACAGGCCGGUGUGAUUACUUCCGGUCUAAACAAGGAUUCUUGCCCUUCUCGGCAGUGGUGGCAACCCAGCGCAACAACCCUCUCGUGAUCAGCCUCGAUAAACGAGUACACGAGCUCAUGGAGUCUGGCAUCUUCCGUUACUGGUUCCGCACUGCCAUUCCAAACUCCAGCACGUGUGACAACCCGCCAAGAAGGUUUCUGGAGACUACACCCCUUGCAGCCACGAACCUUUGGGGUAUGUUUGUGGUGCUCGCUGGCGGGUUGGCAAUGGGCAUUAUAUCCUUGUGUGUGGAGCUCUUUGCUGGUGCUCUGCCUCAACACUGAACUGUAACACCUCUUCUCUCAUAAAUUUAAUGAAAUGUAGCUCAAGGCGUCCAACUCAAUAAGCUGUGUAUUGUUAUAUCAUUUGUGACUUGUUCCUUUGUUAAAGAGUAUGGCCAUGACUUUGUAUAAUUCCAUGCCAGAGAGAGAGAGAGAGAGAGAGAGAGAGAGAGAGAGAGAGAGAGAGAGAGAGAGAGAGAGAGAGAGAGAGAAUCUAUAAAGUCUAUGUUCCUCCCACAGGGUAUGUUUGUGGUGCUCGCUGGCGGGUUGGCAAUGGGCAUUAUAUCCUUGUGUGUGGAGCUCUUUGCUGGUGCUCUGCCUCAACACUGAACUGUAACACCUCUUCUCUCAUAAAUUUAAUGAAAUGUAGCUCAAGGCGUCCAGCUCAAUAAGCUGUGUAUUGUUAUAUCAUUUGUGACUUGUUCCUUUGUUAAAGAGUAUGGCCAUGACUUUGUAUAAUUCCAUGCCUGAGAGAGAGAGAGAGAGAGAGAGAGAGAGAGAGAGAGAGAGAGAGAGAGAGAGAGAGAGAGAGAGAGAGAGAGAGAGAGAGAGAGAGAGAGA